AUGGAUUUCGACGCGAACAACAACCCGCCGGCAGAAGUUGUGUAUGACAGCUUCCCCGACGACUGGAUCACAUAUGUGGGAACACUGCCGUUAUGUGUGAAGUGUAAUCAGAACCACCAACAUCUUCCCGGAGCUACCAGAUGCAUCGAGUGCCUGGGAAAUAGGCCUGGUCUCCUACGCAGGAGGGCCAUGUAUCGGAUUGUGCAUGAGGGAGGCGUUUACUGUAGCAGCUGCUACAUCCGUGAGGCCCCCGAGCCUGGACAUUCGUGCCCGCGAUGCGCCAACUCGAGAGCAGCGAACAAGCUUCAACGGAAGCUAAAUGUCUUGCUGGCAGCGGUAAUGAGAAACCUGGAGAUGGCGAACAGCGCGGUGGAGGCUGCUGGCGACGCAGACAGCCUUCUCGUCGCCAUCAAACAUGCUAUGAAGGCCGUCACCAUGAUACCCAUCGUCUACGAUAUUCUUCAAACCGCGCAAGAGAUCUUGGACGAUAUGGCUGAGCUCGAUGCGGCAAAGGCAGACGCCGCCACACCGAAUAUGCUUAGCGUCGUGGAGCUAUACCGGGAUGUCAGAGGUUGGGCAAAGGAUACCUUUGUUUCCGCCGCCAGUGCUUGGCUAAAACAGGGAAACUUGGGUCAGGCCUUUUUACAAGCUUUAUCCAACAUCGACGACUUCUUGCCGUCGACACCGCUGCAGCAGGAUGCGCAGAACCAUCCUAUUCAACAGGGUGACAAUUCCUCUCAAGCCCCAGCCCUUCAGCAUCACGAUGGCCAUGCUAUGCAGAAUGAGAAUUACGACGCCGCUCAAGCCAAGUGGAACCUUCAGCCAGUUGCUUCUCAAGUGCAUAGCGAGGAUCAGCUGCAUCAGACCAACCUCUUCUACGACGAUAUUCCGGAUGACGCCGUUCCUGAACUUAUGUCUCAACACCCCGACCAAAACCCUCAGCAUUAG
Messenger RNA from Neurospora tetrasperma FGSC 2508, 948 nucleotides. RefSeq lists its product as uncharacterized. Bases 1 to 948 code for a protein of 315 amino acids. The record is from RefSeq and is a predicted model, not a curated record. NCBI's taxonomy places the organism in Eukaryota, Fungi, Ascomycota, Sordariomycetes, Sordariales, Sordariaceae. The transcript has a single exon.